AUGGAAUUAGAAACUAGAUGUGAAGCAGAAUUAGAAGAAGCUGAAGAAAAUUUUAAAAAUGAACAAGAAAUUGUACAACAAAAUUCAAAAAUACGACAGAAUAAUCUUCGUGAUCUUGACCAUCAACAACAUAUCAUAUUACAGCAAGUAACUGUAGAAAAAGAUAAAUUAGAACGUGAAAGACAAAAAUUAAAACUAUUAUUUAAAAAGAAAAAAUUACAUGCUGACGAUAUUGAACAAAAACUUACCAAAUUAAGUGAUGCAUUAACAACAACGACAACAUCGAUAACAGAUGCUAAUCACCAUCGUGUAAAUGAUAAUAAUCAUACUUUAAAGACAAAUGGCAGAGAGGAUGAUCAAGAAGAUCUUAGAAAUACCAAAGGUUCAUCAACAUUAGGAAAUAAUAAUAAAAAAUCUAGUCAUUAUCAAACGUUAUUUAAUGGAAAUGAGGAUUAUGGAACAAAUAAUAAGAAUGAUAUACCUCCUUCGUGGCAUACUAAAUCGCUGAUGAAUGGUAGUACAAAUAACGAUUCAUUAUUUAAUAAAACACAUCCGAAUGAUAUCUAUAAUACAUUGUCGAUGGUUAAUUAUCGAAAUUCUCCAUCAGAAAUGAGAAAUGAUGAAUAUAUCAAUAAAUUGAAUGAACUGAAAGAAAUGAUAUCUGUGGCUAAAUUAGAAAAAAUGACCAUUUUAGAACAACAGUUACGUGAAAGAUAUACGGAACUAGUUCAGUUCCAAGAAGAACAUACUAAACGAUUAGAAUUAGAGAAAAAAUUAGCUGAUGAAAUGAAAAAUAAAGAUUAUCUUGUUGAAUGUCAAGUGAAAUUGCGAGAAAAAAAUCGUGUACAGGAGCGUCCAUUAACUCGCUAUUUGGCAAUUCGUUCAAGUGAUUUUGAUUUACGUCAACAUAAAGGGUGUUUCAUAAGUUUCGACCCCUCUAUGUAA
This is a messenger RNA of Didymodactylos carnosus, 945 nucleotides long. NCBI's taxonomy places the organism in Eukaryota, Metazoa, Rotifera, Eurotatoria, Philodinida, Philodinidae. The record is from the annotation of a GenBank genome assembly.